Messenger RNA from Rhopilema esculentum, 2412 nucleotides. Its product is annotated as exonuclease 3'-5' domain-containing protein 2. Gene Ontology annotation, cellular component: cytoplasm; nucleus. Gene Ontology annotation, molecular function: nucleic acid binding; 3'-5' exonuclease activity. Gene Ontology annotation, biological process: nucleobase-containing compound metabolic process. The record is from RefSeq and is a predicted model, not a curated record. Lineage: Eukaryota; Metazoa; Cnidaria; Scyphozoa; Rhizostomeae; Rhizostomatidae.
AGGUGAACAACAAUACGAGGCAUCCAUGCAAUGGAGCGCUAGGCCAAAAUGACUUCGGCAGUACACAAAGUCAAAGAUUUACUUUUCGAGACACAUAGAAUCAGUUACGGAACCGAAAAGGGGCUAAUCGCUUUAUGUGUUUUUAUUAUAGAUGUUAUUGAGUUUGGUUUAUCGGGCAUUCACGAAUAUCUACCUGGAAAAAAGUAUAGGAAAAAAACAGGAAAAAUUGGAAGGAAAUCCGGCCUAAAUAGAUCGUCUUUUUUUAUCGAUGGCACUGCCGUAUCAUCUUUGGUGUCAGGCUUUAUCCGUAGGAAGUUUACAAACGUUCCAGUUUAUACCUUGGCGGAAGAGGACUUAAUUGAUACAAUAAUAAAAAAGAAGAUUUUAGAGCGGAAUGAACAUUUUAUUGGUUUUGACUGUGAGUGGGUAACUGAAGGAAACCCAGCCGCUACUGCCAGAAGAGAAUGUGAUAACCGACCUUAUUUUCCAAUAGCAUUGCUUCAGAUUGCAACAACGAGUGAUUGUUUUCUUAUUAGAGUAUGCUGCCUUGAGAAUUCUUUCCCUAAAAGCCUCAAAGAUGCUUUGGAAAGCAGACACAUUUUGAAGUUAGGUGUAGGUAUUGAGGAGGACUGCAAACGGUUGCGUAUGCUUGGGAUCGACAUUUGUGGUGCAGUUGAUCUUAGGUUUUUAAUUCAAAGAUGUUAUCACAAAACUGAUAUUAUUAAGUUUCCAGAAAGGGUCAAUGGCUUGAGCUUAGUAUCUCUGACUGGUGCUAUUGUUGGAUCAAAGAUGGAUAAAUCAUAUGAGGUACGCUGCAGCAACUGGGAGUCAAAAAGACUCACAUGUAGGCAAAUUGCAUAUGCAGCAAAUGAUUCCUUGGCAGCUUUACAAAUAUUCUUAGCUUUGUGCAUUGAAAAGGUUCAGUCAAAGAAAACUGUUCACCUCUCAAAGUGUCUAGAAAAGAUCAAACUAAGACCACAUGGUGAUGACUUACUCAUGAUGUCUUUCUUAUUGAAUAAAGCACAGCUAUUCUAUCAACCUGGUCUGACUGUAAGAAGGCUUGAUAUCUGGAAGACCUUCACUUCAAUGACCACAAUAAACAAUGAAGUAACUAAAGUUGGCUUUUCACUAUGCCAAGGAAUUGUGGAUUUGGCUUUCAAGGACAAAAAUUCUCUUUUCAAGAAAAAGCCAUCAAGUGAUACAAAUCUCCCAAAAUUAUCACAAAAGUCAGUGACAGUUCGGAAGACACCUUUGUACCAUAACUGUAUUCUUCUCGCUCCAGAUGGCUGUCUCUUGUGCACAUGUGAUAAAAAGAAAGCAGAGUGGUAUGCAUUCAAAAACCUAGGUACAGUUGUAAACUCGGAACCUUUUACGGUGCAGUUGAACUUUGAUCCCGCUGGAAGGCCAUUCGUAGACAGGGACUACUAUACCACUGUGAAGGAAAACAGGUGUGUUGUCUGCGGAAAGGAUGACAACUACAUCAAGAAGAUGAUAGUGCCACGUGAUUAUCGCCGCCAUUUUCCAUCAUACCUGAAAGACCAUUUAUCCCACGAUGUUUUAUUACUCUGUGUGACUUGCCACAGAGUUUCUGAGCUUCACGACUUGCGUUUGAAAAAACAAUUAGCAAUGGAAUACUCCGUGCCAGUUGGAAAUAGCAAAUCAAAAGAAGACCCGGAACUGAAGCGCGUUAGAUCCGCUGCAAAGGCGCUUGUGUACGCAGGGGAGAAAAUCCCUGAGUCAAGGAAGUGCUCACUACGACAGGUUCUUACAGAAUUUUUGAAGAAAGACAACGUGGAUGAUGCUGAAAUUAAGGAGUUGUCUGAAAUAGGCAUUUCCAAAGAAAAUGAAUUCUACGAAGGUGCUCACGGGGAACAGGUUGUCGCAAAGCUAGUUGAGAAUGGGGAGUUAAAGAAGUUCGUCGUGAUGUGGCGGGAACAUUUUUUGCAGGCAAUGAAACCAAAAUAUCUCCCGGAGUUCUGGUCGAUUGAUCAUAACAUUUCUAUGAGCGAAAAAGAGGCAGAUAGGGAAUGAGGACAGGCGUACAUUGGUUGGAGGAUUGUGAUGUUGACUUAUAGAGUCACGAAGAAGUAUUCAAUUGCGAUGCUUGUAAAAAAAUCGCUAAUUGGCUAUUAAUAAACAUGUUUUUAACAAAUAUCUUUUAGAAAAUUUUGUAUUUAAUUGCCGUUGAAAAAUUCUCGCUGGAAAAAGUUGUGCGCUUGCUCAUCGGAAAAAAUAUCAAGCUCAAAACAUUAGUUUGUUUAAUGAUAAUAGCUAUGAUCUUAUAAACUAUAGUCAUACAAAGCUAGCGCACAACAAAGAAUUGUGCAGACAUAUUGUAUGAUACCAAUAUAUGCUAUGUAUUUGAUCAUAACGUGUACAACGCCUUUUUAUCUAUAAGAGUUCUUAGCUUUU